This is a messenger RNA of Racocetra persica, 961 nucleotides long. NCBI's taxonomy places the organism in Eukaryota, Fungi, Glomeromycota, Glomeromycetes, Diversisporales, Gigasporaceae. The record is from the annotation of a GenBank genome assembly.
AUGAUUUUUGACUUUGAAGAAUUUGUUUAUAUUGAAGAAAAGACUGUUGCUCUUGUAGUAGUGAUUGUACAAAUAUUUUAUAUAAAAAAAUUAAUAUUUGAAGUAGAUCUUGUUGAAAUGCUAAAGAGCAUUGGUGUUAAAGUUAAGAAAACAAAACUGAGACAGGAGCUUAAAGCCAGAACUAAGAAGUUGGAAGAAACUAUAUCAUAUUAUUCAGUUAAGAUUGACAAACUUAACACCAUAAUUGUAGAGCUAGAGAAAAAUAAGACAGUUAUAGCUAAACUUGAGUCUGAAAAUACAGAAUUUAGAGAUAGGAUCACAAAAAUAGAGCAGAGACAGAUGCUAAGUGAUAAUGUUUCUAAAUUAUCUAUAGAAAUAGAUACUUCAUUACCUGAAGAAUUGAUUCCAGAGAUGGUUGCAAAGCAAUCAGAGUCUCUUCUAAUAUUUUCUGAAAAGAAAAGACCUCAAGUUCUCGACUUGAUUACUCAGCUAUACAAUAGCACAUCAUCAAAAAUAUUAACUAAUUCAGAUAGCAGAGAAGUAUUUUCAAAAAAAAAAAUAUGUAGUGAACAGGAUUCAAAGUGCAAGAAGAGAAAAGGUAUAAAUAAGCUUAAACAAGAAUUAUUUACUUCAGAGUUGUCUAUACAAGAAAACAAAAUCAGUCAAAAGGCCUUAUAUUAUCUAGCUCAAUUAUGUGAUAAAACUUUUAAUACUAAAGAUAAAGCAAAUCAAGCUAAUCAGGAAGAAAUUUUAUGCUAUUUCAAAGAGACUAUUUCUAAUUCUUCAGAUAAUUUAUUACUUGUGUCUCAAAUAACUCCUAUUAAGGCAAAUAAUGUCUAUGAUGAUGUGUAUUUUGAUGAGGAUUUACAGGAGGAAACAAAUAAAAAUAAGUCAGAUAGUAAAAACAAUUCUAGCGUUUCUGAAGAAGAAAUACUAGAUAAAUUGGAUAACAAUAAAUAUA